AUGACGGGCGAGCACAUGCUCUACGCGAUCGCGCUCGCCAACGUCGCGGUGUUCGCGGCGUGGCACAACCUCGAUCCGCGGUUCAUGCGCGCGAACUUUCUCGUGAGCGAGGAGUCGAUAAAGCGCGGGCGAUGGCACACGCUGUUGACGUCGGCGUUUUCGCACCGCGACGUCUCGCACCUCGCGGCGAACAUGCUCGCGCUGUACUUCUUCGGCAGGGACGUCGCGCGCGCGCUGGGCCCGGCGGCGCUGCUGAACCUGUACGUCGUCGCCGGCGUCGUCGCGAGCGGCGCGCACGUCGCGUGGUGCGAGUACAAACGCGCCGAGCGCGCGCCGAAGGGACGCGGGAUCUUCCAGAGCGCCGGUCGGUAUUGGGAGAACAACGUCGGGUACCUCACGACCCCGCCCGCGCUCGGCGCGAGCGGCGCGGUCAACGCGAUCGUCCUCCUUAACGCGCUGCUUUGGCCGGGCAGCACCGUGUAUCUGUACAUGGUGCUCCCGGUGCCGAACGCGGUCCUCGCGGCGGCGUUCGUCGCCAGGGAUUAUUACGGCGCGCGGUUGGGGCUGGGGGAGAGCGGGGUCGGGCACGCCGCGCACUUGGGCGGCGCCGCGGUGGGCGCCGCGGCGUGGGGUGGGUUGAUGCUGAAGCGGAUGGCGCGGAGGUGA
Micromonas pusilla CCMP1545 is the source of this 666-nucleotide messenger RNA. RefSeq lists its product as uncharacterized. The record is from RefSeq and is a predicted model, not a curated record. Lineage: Eukaryota; Viridiplantae; Chlorophyta; Mamiellophyceae; Mamiellales; Mamiellaceae. Gene Ontology annotation, molecular function: serine-type endopeptidase activity. Gene Ontology annotation, cellular component: membrane. The transcript has a single exon. Bases 1 to 666 code for a protein of 221 amino acids.